Messenger RNA from Glarea lozoyensis ATCC 20868, 1089 nucleotides. RefSeq names its product alpha/beta-Hydrolase. The coding region runs from base 1 to 1089 and encodes 362 amino acids. The record is from RefSeq and is a predicted model, not a curated record. Gene Ontology annotation, biological process: protein depalmitoylation. Gene Ontology annotation, cellular component: cytoplasm. Gene Ontology annotation, molecular function: palmitoyl-(protein) hydrolase activity; carboxylic ester hydrolase activity. The transcript has a single exon. Lineage: Eukaryota; Fungi; Ascomycota; Leotiomycetes; Helotiales; Helotiaceae.
AUGACUCCGACAUCGGUCACCUCAAGCCAGAAAAAGUCCCUAGCGGUGUGGAAGCUGCAUGAGGUUAAGGCAGGUACAAGUAGCAUUUCCAACGUGGCACAACGCAAACAUCCCGUCAUAUCCAACUCAUAUACUCAUGAAAUAAUACAUCCAAAUCCAAAUCCAAGUAUCAAGGAUGCACAUCUCAUAAUGUCAUCCGAGUACCCAGACCCAUUCAUAAUCCACCCCGAGAAGCAUGAGAAUACGCUGGUUUUGUUGCAUGGAACGUCUAUGACUGGGGAGAGUCUGGCGGAUGCAUUUCUCAAUUAUCCUAUCCCAAUCUCAUCAGCUUCCCAAACCACCUCACCAACUCCCCUUACCACAACACACACAACCCUCCCCCUCAUCUUCCCAACCCUCCGCCUCGUCUUCCCAACCGGAAAACAGAGAACCACAACCGUAUUCAACGGCGCACUAACAAACGCAUGGUUCGACAUCCACGCUUUCCAUGACCGGACGAUUGGGGAGGUGGAGGCUUGUGUGGGGGUUAGAGAGUCGCUUGCUUUUUUACAUUCGUUGCUACUCUCUGAGAUCUCGUUGCUGGAUCAGAACGAAGGAGCAGGCGGAGAAGGAGGUGGGAAAGGAGGCAUAGUAAUUGGCGGCUUCAGUCAAGGCUGCGCGAUGCUCGUCAUGCUCCUACUCUCUGGGCUCUUAGAAUCUACCGGUAUAAAAGGACGGGUGAAAGGGUUUGUGGGUAUGAGUGGGUGGAUGCCAUUUCGUCUCCAGAUCCAAGACGUACUUUCCUCUUCGCACUCUGGGAUUCAGGAUAGGAGAGGGGUUGCUUGUACGGCGUUGCAUGGGAUCUUAGGGACGGAGGGUCAGGAGGGGGUGAGUGCGAGUGUCGAUGUGCCGAUGUUUUUUACGCAUGGAGUUGAGGAUCAGAAGGUGAAGAUGGAGUGGAGUAGGGAGAUGACGGAGGUGUUGAGGGGGGUUGGGGCGGAGGAGGUGGAGAUGGUUGAGAUGGAGGGGGUUGGGCAUUGGUUUGGGGAUGAGGGGAUGGUUGGGUUGGUUGGGCUUUUGAGGAGGGUUUUGGCACGAGAGGAAGUUUAA